AUAUAACCACCCCCGGUCCAACCCCCCAAACCACCAACACAACAACAUUUGCAACAGCAACACCAACAAGAACUCCUCCUCCUCCUUCUACCUAUCAAGCUUAAGUAGUGAUCAUCAUCACAGCAUCAGUCAGCCAUGGUGCUCCUUCCUACUGACCGCAUGGACAGCCUCUUCUCCCCGCGCUGCGUCUGGGUGAACGGCCCCAUCAUCGUCGGCGCCGGGCCCUCAGGUCUCGCCGUCGCGGCGUGCCUGCGCGAGCAGGGCGUCCCCUACGUCAUCCUCGAGCGCGCCGACUGCAUCGCCUCGCUCUGGCAGAAGCGCACCUACGACCGCCUCAAGCUGCACCUGCCCAAGCAGUUCUGCGAGCUCCCGCGCAUGCCCUUCCCCGACCACUACCCGGAGUACCCGACGCGCCGCCAGUUCAUCGACUACCUCGAGGACUACGCCGCCAGGUUCGAGAUCAAGCCCGAGUUCAACAGCACCGUGCUCUCCGCCCGCUACGACGAGACCUCCGGCCUCUGGCGCGUCGUCACCUCCGCCCCCGGCACCGGCGACAUGGAGUACAUCGGCCGCUGGCUCGUCGUCGCCACCGGCGAGAACGCCGUGAGCGUCGUCCCGGACAUCCCCGGCCUCGACGGCUUCGAAGGCAAGGUCACCCACGUCAGCGACUACAAGUCCGGCGAGGCCUACCGCGGCAAGAGCGUGCUCGUCGUCGGAUGCGGCAACUCCGGCAUGGAGGUCUCGCUCGACCUCAGCGACCACGGCGCGUGCCCUGCCAUGGUGGUGCGCGACGCCGUGCACGUCCUGCCACGCGAGGUGCUCGGCAAGUCCACCUUCGAGCUCGCCGUGCUCCUCAUGCGCUGGCUCCCGCUCUGGAUCGUCGACAAGAUCAUGGUCUUCCUCGCUUGGCUCGUCCUCGGUGACCUCGCCAAGCUCGGCCUGCGCCGCCCCACCGGCGCCGGCCCGCUCGAGCUCAAGGAGACCCACGGCCGCACACCGGUGCUCGACUACGGCGCGCUCGCACGCAUCCGUGCAGGCGACAUCGCCGUCGUCCCCGCUGUGAAACGCUUCGCUAAGGGCAGCCAAGUUGAGCUCGCCAACGGCCGUGUGCUCAACUUCGACGCCGUCAUCCUCGCCACCGGCUACCGUAGCAACGUGCCCCAGUGGCUCCAGGGUAACGAUUUCUUCAACAAGGACGGAUACCCCAAGACCGCCUUCCCCCACGGGUGGAAGGGCCAGUCUGGCCUCUACGCCGUCGGCUUCACCCGCCGUGGUCUCUCCGGCGCCUCCGCCGACGCCGUGCGCAUCGCCAAGGACCUCGGCAACGUCUGGAGGGAGGAGACCAAACCCACCAAGAGGGCCGGCGCCUGCCACAGGCGCUGCAUCUCCGUCGUCUUCUAAACUGAUCGAGCCAGCAGAUCAUGAAGCUAACUUACUGAAGGACACACACACACACACACAGUUGUUCAUGAUGUUUUAGUUAGCCAGUCCAAUCCCCUUGGUUUGUUGUUGAUUUGUUCUUUUCCAGGUAAAUUACUAGUAUGGUAUCGUUAAUUAGGUUAUACACGGUAAAAACAGUGAGAGUGAGUUGAGUGUCAAAAAAGAGAGAGGAGAAAGUGGAGCCCUCCCAUCAGUGGUGAAGUGAGUGAGCCCUAUAGGGGAUUUUUACUGCAGCUAUGGGCGCUAGCUUGGUGUAUAGUAGCAACCUGUUGAUGGAAGAUGAGGCUCUUUCUCAUUGACGUAGCAUGUUCAUUUCUUUGUUGUAAACACUCUAGUGUAGUGUCAUACUACACUUUGUAGAAGUAGCUAGUUUAGCAGUGUCAUAUGGUUAGUGAAGAGAGGUAGUACCACUUGUUGUAAUCUUUUUGUUUUUCUUUUUACUGCUCUUUGUAUGGCUCUUUACUUGAGAGUGAAUAUAUAUGGCUACUAGUGUAAUUUGAAUCUC
Messenger RNA from Panicum virgatum (switchgrass), 1945 nucleotides. Its product is annotated as probable indole-3-pyruvate monooxygenase YUCCA5. Gene Ontology annotation, molecular function: N,N-dimethylaniline monooxygenase activity; flavin adenine dinucleotide binding; NADP binding. The transcript has 2 exons. The record is from RefSeq and is a predicted model, not a curated record. Bases 136 to 1401 code for a protein of 421 amino acids. Lineage: Eukaryota; Viridiplantae; Streptophyta; Magnoliopsida; Poales; Poaceae.